Paramecium sonneborni is the source of this 1081-nucleotide messenger RNA. The record is from the annotation of a GenBank genome assembly. NCBI's taxonomy places the organism in Eukaryota, Ciliophora, Oligohymenophorea, Peniculida, Parameciidae.
UUUAUAAAUGGGAAAUAUAUUAGAAAAUGAGAAGUAGGAUUAAAUAAUGAAAAAAUUUACAUUUUGUUAAAACAUAUCUCAUCGAUAGUUAGGGAAUAUAAAAAUACUUGAAUAUAAGGAGAACAAGGUAAAAUUAAAUGAUGAAUAGGGAAGAGAAUUAAAGUAUUUCAAAUAUAAUUGGGGACCACUUCGAAAUAAGAACUAGAUGAUUAUUAAAAGAGAUUUGAGAAGAGAAAAUAAUGGAAACAUGGUAACUUAGUCAAUUUGUUACAUGUUAAUGAAAAUAGUAAUUCAUUGAUGUGUGCUGAAGUUUCAUAAGCAAUAGUGAUAGGUGAAUAUUAUUAAAUGACUUUGAAUUCAGAGGCAGAAUAGAAGUAUUAUUGAAAUUGAAUAAGUUUUACUUAAUCAUUUAUGUUCAAUGAAUCAAGAUUAUGGUUGAUAACUUAUCAAAUCAUAAGUGUUUGUGCUUUUUUAGAAGAGAAGGGAGCAUAUCAUGGAGAAUUGAAAACAUAGACAAUAUAUUUAGAUGACUCAGAGAAUAUAAAAUUAAUAGUAAGAAUUAAUUUGAAUGAAAAGGAACAUGAUUUCUUACCUAAUCAUCCAGAUGCAUACAAUAAGGCAUUUAUAUUAGAUGAAUUUCAUUUAUUACCUCCUGAAUAAUUAGAAGAAUUAAGAUAAUCGAUUCCAAGUUCUAAGAAAAGUGGAGUGAAAGGAGAUGUUUUUACUUUAGGAUUAAUAUUGUUAGAAUUGGCUGCUUAAUAAUGUAAGGAUUAAUGAUAUGGUAAGCUUCAUCUGCAUAUUACAAUUGGUAGAAGAAAUAGAUAGAUUUAGUGUAGGUGAGGAGAAUGUGUGAUAUGUUGUUAGGUUUGGGAUAUUCCACUAUAUUUUCAAAGUUGAUCCUUUAGAUGAUUAGUGAUUAUGAUACCAGACCAACAUUUAUUGUUAUCAGAGAUGGCUUAUAAAAUCUAGAAAACGAUAUUCUGAAUGGAAACUAGUUUUACAUAAAUCAUAUUAAAUAAGAUAGAAUUAUAGAAGAUAAUAAAAAAUAGUUUCAAACAUUUGGAUAAAAAAUGUGAAUCCC